Leopardus geoffroyi (Geoffroy's cat) is the source of this 3267-nucleotide messenger RNA. It is a transcript of the gene NKAIN3, whose product is annotated as sodium/potassium transporting ATPase interacting 3. NCBI's taxonomy places the organism in Eukaryota, Metazoa, Chordata, Mammalia, Carnivora, Felidae. The transcript has 8 exons. The record is from RefSeq and is a predicted model, not a curated record. Gene Ontology annotation, biological process: regulation of sodium ion transport. The coding region runs from base 124 to 861 and encodes 245 amino acids.
CGGCGGGGCGAGCCUGGGCCGGGCCGGGCGAGAGCCGGGCGGGGGCCGCUCCGGAGCGGGGAGCAGCGGCGCCGGAGGACGCGGAUCGCUCCCCGAGCGCGCCGCUCGGACGCCGCCGGCACCAUGGGCUGCUGCACCGGGCGCUGCUCGCUCAUCUGCCUCUGCGCGCUGCAGCUGCUCUCAGCGUUAGAGAGGCAAAUCUUUGACUUCCUUGGCUUCCAGUGGGCACCAAUUCUUGGAAAUUUUCUACAUAUAAUAGUCGUCAUAUUGGGUUUGUUUGGAACCAUUCAGUACAGACCUCGAUAUAUCGUGGUGUACACAGUUUGGACUGCCCUCUGGGUCACCUGGAAUGUGUUCAUUAUCUGCUUUUAUUUGGAAGUAGGUGGGCUCUCUAAGGAUACAGAUCUGAUGACAUUCAACAUUUCUGUGCACCGGUCGUGGUGGCGGGAACACGGGCCUGGCUGUGUCCGAAGAGUGCUGCCUCCGUCCGCCCACGGCAUGAUGGAUGAUUACACGUACGUCUCUGUCACAGGCUGCAUUGUGGACUUCCAGUACCUAGAGGUCAUCCACAGCGCUGUCCAGAUACUACUCUCCUUGGUUGGUUUUGUGUAUGCCUGUUAUGUGAUCAGUAUUUUCAUGGAAGAAGAGGACACCUUUGAUUUCAUAGGUGGACUUGAUGCACGCUCCUACUACCAGGAUCAUGUUGAGUUAAAGCCUGUUAACCUGAGGGCUCUGCGGUCAGCGCCCACCUGUACCUUCACUGCCUGGUCUCUGCCUCUAAUGGCCCAGGCCCAGAGGAAAACGACCUCUGAUGACCGGCUGCCGGACAGAUGGGGGUGGCCCUCCACUGCUCUUCCCUAAGAAGAGCUGCUUCUAUCAGCAUCCCGGUCGAAAUAAGUAAUGACACUGACUCUGAAACACGGCUGCUGAACUUGAGUUAGGAAGCAAAGCACCACUGAGAGCACCUCUCUGCAUUGGCACGUCUCACUUCCUCCCAGAGGACGGACCGCGCCUCCCUACUUCCCCACGAAUCCCGGAGUUCUUGGGUCACAGCCUAUGUGUUAUUAGCAUUGUUCACUAGAUGAGUUGUAGGUGACUGGGUGGGUAUUUUUUUAAGUCAUUUUCUUCUUAUAUGAAUACUUGUAAAUUAUUUUAAAAAUUGGUCUUUCAUUUUUUAACAAUAUUUACUGUGAGGCAUGCAAAACAAAAACACUUCGUGAAAACCUUCUACAGUCAAUUCUAAGAGAAACACUGGUUUUUGUAUUGAGGUGUUAAGUCGGUGUUGCUGAUGACCUGAGUUAUCCUAUGCCUGAUGGAGUUUGCAUUAACAGACAUUACCGGGGGCUACUCAAUAUGAAGUUAGAUGCUGUGACAGCUGAUAAAUGGGUGCAAACAGUGGAUCCGGCCUUCAGACUGACCAUGGGUCAUUUUUUCAACACCAUAAGACAAAACAUGAAGUCCUCCUUUGUUCUCAACUUUCCAAAAUGCAGAACACCAUUACGUCAAUCUAAAUUCUCAGAUUCAUGCAUAUUAUCUUGUUCUUCCUGUAUUCUGAAAAGAACAUAUCAUGGGGAGUAUAGAAGAGUAUGAUUAGUAGAAUACCUUUCCCCUUUGGAGGUUAUAUGGGUAUCUCUGAUGUUCAUAUUUUCUACUCUUUAUCCCGGUUCUGACAUUGGUGUCGGACCUAAACAUACAGCUUGUGGAGUUGUGGAACAGAAAUCACAACCAUAAAUCUGCAAUCAGGAAUAUUGCUCUUAAGAUAUUCAAAAGGAGCAUUAAAAUGGUAUGGAAUUCUCUAUAAAUGCUCCUAAAAAACAUAUUUAUACUUGCUCUACAUCAAUUUUUCUUUUUCUUACCCCAUCCCAAUAACCAAGAAAGUAAUAUGGGAAACAUCACUUUCCAGGGAAAGAAGAACUGUUUUGAAAACACAUCAUAGCUUUUUCCUUUCAUAUCUUUCAAUGACUAUUUCCCAUAUCAAAAUAAGUUUUGCUCACUUUGGAUAGCAACCAAGGUGAGGCCCUCUAUAGACCACAAAAUUGUGUACAUGUGUACUAUUUAAUCCGGAAGUUGUUAACUUGGCCCAUACAUCUCUAACAAGUCAGUCUAUAAACUAUUUAAAAUCGUAUGCAAAUUUUUAUGUGGGUAUAGAGGUUCCUUUUUUCUUGUUUUUUGUUUGUUUGUUUGUUUGUUUGUUUGGAGUCCAUAUAUUUUUAUGAGACUCUGUUAAGAAUCAGAACUAAUACAACAAAGUGCCCUGGUUGCUCCCAUCUCAUGCCAACCACUGUGGGCAUUCCAGAAGCCCAUUUUAGUCACUAGCCUUUGGAUUGUGCUCCGUCAGUCAGGUGACACACAUUUAAUCCCAUCAUUUUUCAUUCUACUAAAUAAACCUGAAUGCAAAAUGACGAGGAGCUCACAGGGACCUAGGAGAUGGUCAAAUCCAAACCACCCCUUCACAGUUCAGGGAUCCGAAGCAUAGGGGAUUUGGUGGCCUUGUCCUGAGUCCUGCAUGUACACAGAGGGGCAAGAGUCAUGGGAGGGGGUGGGACCUUUGGAGGGCAAAUGGUAGGGUUUGGACCCAGCACUGUGGCCUUGGAUAGUGUUGGACAUCUUUGCCCUGGAACUUUCUUCAUCUGGGAGGUAGAACUAUUAUCCCUACCUCCCAAUGAAGAGGUGAGAAUCAGAUGACAUAUGAAAAGUAUCCCAGACGCUGUGAAGUGCUCCACAACUGAAAGAGGCAGUUAUGGUUGUAGCGUCAGGACAAGUGGGACCCUGUCUGGAGCUCUCGCCAUACAGCCAAGUGCUGUGAAAAGCCCAUGGAAACAUCAAACUCUUCUAAGUUUUCUAAAAAGCAGCUGGAAAAAAUUGCCAUGUUAAAGCAAUUAGAAAUAGUGAAGACUGAAAGUUGCAUUUCCUAAUUAAAAAAAUAACUUUUGUAUUUCAAGACUAAUCCAUAUUAUUACUAUGGGUAAAGCUAAUAAAAUAUCAAAAAUGUAGAAAGUCAGUAAGACAGAAGAAUAAAAUUAAUAUGUGAGUAUUUUAAACAGUCAUUGCAUUAGCCUCUCACACGUGCACAAACAAAACAUAGUUAACAUUUCACAAAACGGCACCAUACUAACUUUUGUUGUGUUCUAUCUUCAUGUAAAUGUGUACAUACUGGUAAGAUGCACGGGAGAGUCCUAGAUCUUGUCUAACUGAUUUGAGGAAGAAAUCCUUACAGUAGUGAUUUUUUCUAUGGAUUUCCAAUAUAGGCAACUACUUAAUAUGGUA